Messenger RNA from Syngnathus typhle (broad-nosed pipefish), 11588 nucleotides. RefSeq names its product polycystic kidney disease 1b (gene pkd1b). Gene Ontology annotation, biological process: kidney development. The transcript has 42 exons. The record is from RefSeq and is a predicted model, not a curated record. Gene Ontology annotation, molecular function: protein binding. Gene Ontology annotation, cellular component: membrane. Bases 591 to 11297 code for a protein of 3568 amino acids. Lineage: Eukaryota; Metazoa; Chordata; Actinopteri; Syngnathiformes; Syngnathidae.
GAAAAAAAAACAAAAAAAAACACGAAUUGGAAUGAGAAUGGCAAAUAUUCCUUGCACCAAAAGAAAACAGUUGUUUCCAUGACGCUGACCUGAAACAACCCGGCUUCGGUUUGCGCCAUCACCCCCAUGCCGUCUGUCUGUCUCUCUCUGUGUGUCUCUCUCUCCCAGCAACAGGGAUGGCCUUCUUUCUUUUUCAAAGCAUUCCCAUGCACGUGCGUCACAAUGUCUUUGUUCAAGUUCAAAAUGACCAGCGAGUGCAAUAUCCAACACAAUGCUCUUGUCCAAUAAAUGGAUGCCUUUUUAUUAUAGGUCUAAUUCAAUAGUACAUGAAAAGCUUGGUGUUUCUUUUCCCCCUCUUUCCACAUUGCCAAUGAGGAUUUAAGAGUUGCCGAUGAGCCGGGCGGGCCUCCUCUGUCCGCGCCGCUUUUUUCUCGAGCUGUUGCCGGGAGACAAAGUUCAAGUCACCCUGGCUGGCUGGCUGGCUGGCCAAGAGGCCUUGUGAACUCACCAACGCAACUGGCUGUGGGAGGGAGUGAAAAAAGAUAGAGCAAAUAGAAGAUGAGGAGAAGCAACAUCAUUGUUCCUCUCAAAUGGCACUGAAGAUGUCACGGAAGUGGAGACUGCUUCUUAAGAUGAGAGCCAAGCAAGCGUGGAGGAUUCUUUUCCUGUUUUGGAUCACCACAUUAGCCCAAGUCAGCUCCUGUCCAGACGGCGCUCCCGUCCACCUGGCCAGCCUGCGAUGCUUCUGGCUUUCUGAGAAGACGUCCACGUGGUCUGAGGCUUCAGCUUCCUGUCAGCAGAACGACGGAGGACGCAUUGCGGCUGCCGACACCGCCGAGCUGCAAAACUUCCUUGGCCGCUCCUUCCCGGUGAAAGGUACUUUGUGGGUUUGGAUUCAUGGAGCAAACGAAGAGAACGCAGACAAGAUUGACUUUUGGGAGUCAGCGAGUCCUCCGCGGCCAGACGGAGGCAGCGACGACGACAAAGGAGAAGUGUGCACUCAGAUGGCUUUGGGGACGCCUGGACAAUGGAGGAGCGCCCCCUGUGUGAAAGCAGACCGCUUUUUAUGUCAAAAGAUCUUAAAUGAGUCUUUACCAGCGCCGGACACUUAUGUGGUGGGAGUGCUUGUGAUGACGGCCAUCUACCGACGGCUUCAGAUAGAGCCCUUAGCGAGCGUCCCUGAUGUUGAGCAACUAGCGGUGGAGAUGCAGUUGUUCCCUGGCCUGUGGUUCAGUCGCGCAGGCAGAGUGACCUCACUGGAAGCGGUGGUCCAGCCCAGCAUGAGCCCUUGUCUGGCCCGCUUUCAAAUCCUUCGACCCUACUGCAGCCCCAAUUCCCACCUAGUCCCUCCAGGUUGCCCUUCUCUGAUGAAUCCAUUCAGCUGCUGCUCCACACUUGCACUGUGCAACACGACAGGGGGGUGCGGCACGGGCCGCUACUGGUGUCCUAUUCUGGAAGCCUGCCUUUCCAACAACCUUCCCUGCUCCCCUUACACCUUGGCGGCAGGAGGUGGCUUUGCGUUCCCGCCCAGAUCCUCCGGGGCCGCCAGAGCGCCUUUCUACCACUUGGUUGCCGAGCUGGCCUUGGAAAUAAGCCCCAGCUCGCAAAUGCAAACGUUAAGCGUUCUUCUCCCAGAAGAAGCCAUUACCGUGUACCCCGACGACGUCGUCGCCAUCCAACACACUCGCGAGCCCGGAGCUUUUCUGCGCUGCCUCGCCGGCCAAGCUGCUCUCAAUUCUCCGUGGCGACAGAGUUAUUUGUCUCUUCGGGGUACAAAGCGGGGGGGCUGGUGGGAAGGCGGCCUGGCUUUUCCGCCACCCCAAGGCGAGCGCUGGGUGGACGAGGUGGUGUGUGAUCUGCGAUGGCUUUAUGAAGACCCUGCUCCUCGUGGAGCUACCGAGCGAGCGCCCACGCUUGAAACAAGCGCAACCUCCGCCAUCAAGUCGCCAUCUCCAAGCACGCUGACACCGUGCGGCUACGAGGCAGUGGCGGGACUGGACGUGGAGCCGCGCGGACGCCGCAGGAUGCUCGUGGACGUUCCUCAGUCAUUUACAGCCCAAGUGGAACGUGGCUCAUCUGUGACAUUCUCGUGGGUGAUGGACAACCUGGAGGCAUUUGCGUACAAAGGACAAUCCUACAGUGUGCUCUUCAAGAAACCUGCUGAGCACAAACUAAAGGUAACAGCGUCUAACCCGGUGAGCUCCCAGAGCAAGCAGCUUCUCCUGACUGUAGACAAAAUGAAGCCACUGGGCGAACCCCAGUUCAUGUCUGCCAAGCGGCUUGUAGCCGCGGGUGCUACGCACCUCUUUACCGUCGGGGUCAAAGUGGACGGCGCCCUGACGACCACCUUCAGAUGGGAUUUUGGCGAUGGCAGCAGUCAUGUGACUCAGACUCUUCCCGCUUCAAAUGGAGAAACACAAAUGUUUGUGGAGCAUUCGGUCAACGUGACCUACACAUCACCUGGUAACUAUCAUCUUCGAGUGGGAGUUUCCAACCAGUUUGAACAAAGAGACAAAUCUAUCAAGAUAAGCGUCCGGCACGUGUUAAAACGUCUCUUCGUCAAUUCCUCCGCUCCGGUGGCCGUUGUUCAUCAAGCGUAUGGUCUGGAAGCCUUCACCGAUCCUGCCGCUGACGGCGUCGUCUACACUUGGAACUUUGGCGAUGAAUCCAAAGCCGUCCGACGUGCGGAGCGAAAAGUCCAGCGCACCUUCACGUCGGCGGGAGAUUACAACGUCACGCUGUGUGCCGACAACACUCUUUCCAUACUUCACGCUUGGCUGCUGGUGGAAGUUGUGGAGAAAAGGAGCGGACCAAGUGUCAGUUGCAACGGACCUGUCCGACCUGUCAACAAUGUCUCUUUGGCGUGCGGCUUUGAGCCAUUGGAGGCCCUUCACAUUGAUUCUCCCAGCUUGAUCAACAGGACCUACUUGGCCACCCGUGAAGACGUGAUGUUUGUGGCGUCCAUGGCAAAAGGCUCCAACGUGACCUACGAGUGGCUCGUCACUCCCGAUAACAUCCAACGUCGGACCGCGGCGGCCGACGGAGAACGUUUUCACUUCCGAGUCGAGUCUCCUGCUCGUUUUACAAUCAGAGUCGACGCUUCCAACAAGUUGGGGGAACGCACUAGCCUUCUUUCCGUUGUGGCUUUGGAACGCGUGAGUAGCGCGCGAAUAAGGACGCCGAGGCAAACCCUGCCGGCGGGGAAGUCCUGCAAUCUUUCCGUCUCGGUCCUGACCGGUUCGGACUUGAACUACGUCUGGCACGUGGAUAGCACUCUGGUCCAAACAGAUGCCCCUUUUAUUCUUCACAACUUCACAAAGUCUGGCAAGUUUCUCGUUCAGGUUGUCGUCCGCAACGCCAUCAGUCAAAGCCAUGACAGUCAAAAUGUGACCGUCCAAGAGGAAGUCGAAGAGGCGCAUUUUACAAUCGCUGGCAAGAGCUUUCCGUUUGCUGUGAGCACCAAUACUCUCGUGUCAUUCCAAGGCUUUGUCCGCAAAGGGAGCCAUCUCCGCUGGGAGUGGAAAAUGAGCGAUGGCGCCGCCGCCAAGCCAUUUUGCCAAAGUCACCACACCCUGAACUACACUUUUCCCCUUGAAGGGAUUUACAGCGUGUCUUUGAAUGUCUCCAAUGCAAUGACGUGGCAGGAAGUCACGCACGACGUGAUCGUCCAGGAUCCAAUCGAAGGUCUCGCUCUAAACAUGAGCAAAGGUUGGCUCUGUACUGAGGAGGAAGUUACCUUUGUGCCAACCAUCACCAAAGGAACCAAUGCCACUUUUGUUUUGAUGUUUGAAACCGGAGGCCGGAUGCAUCGUCACGAUGUGCUUGAGGGAUCCUUCAGCACGUCCGAGGUUCCAGCAGGACUGCACAAAGUUCAAGUGACAGCUUGGAAUCAGGUGAGCAGUGCACAGAUGUCAACCCAAGUUGAGAUCUUGGAGAAGAUCAAAGGCAUCCGAUUGUUGAGCCCUCGCCAUCAUGCCGUCGAAGCGCUGAAGGAGAUUCGUUUCGAGGUGGAUGAGCCAAAUGAAUUUGCAGACAACUACACUUGGAUUUUUCACUUUGAAGAUGCUCAACCUUUGCGGCUGAAAGGGAAGGAAGUCAUCUUCACUCCACCCACAAACGGUUCCUUGUCGUUGAGCGUGCUAGCAAACGACGGCAUCUGCUCCGAGAUGCUAAACAAGACUCUGACGGUGGAAUGGCCCGUUCGGGAGGUCCAGCUCGUCUGUCAGUCAGAAGCCAUCUUCGCUGGACACGCCGCGUUCUUUUCCGCUACGACGCUUGGAUUCCGGAGCAACUUGACAUAUGUGUGGACAUUUGGAAACACCCUCAAGAAAUGGCCUCCACACGUCACUUGGGUUAAUCAUACGUUUGGGAGGGCCGGCCAAUACCUGGUCAGGGUCAACGUGUCCAACCACGUCAGCCGCACGUCUGCCCAACUACGCGUGGACGUGCUGGAGUUGGAGUGCGCCGAGCCGCAGGCCUCGCUCGUCCAGAGCCGGCCGACUGUCUUCCGAUCUCGAGCCAAUUUCUUUGAAGCGCGCGUGGACCUGAACUGCUCUGCCUACGAGACCACGUAUCGGUGGGAGAUGUUCCGAGCGCCGGAUUGUACCCGCGAGAGCGGGAACAGAGUCCUUCUCAAUGGAAGCGCGUCACCUUUUCUCCAUCUCGCAAAGAACUCUCUGGAUGCGGGACGCUACUGCCUUUGGUUUAGCGUUUGGCUCCAAGGGACACCCCUGCGGGUGCGACGAAAAACCCAAGUCACGGUGCUCUGCUCCCCGUUGGUGGCUGUCAUCAAGGGAGGCUCGCGUAGACUGUGGCCAAGCACCCGUGACCUGGUUCUGGACGGAAGGGGGUCACGAGAUCCCGACGCAAAGCAAGGAGAGGAUGCGCUACGCUAUCGAUGGACCUUCACCAUAAAGAAUUCCACCAUCCCCAUUGAGAGCAAGAGCGCUAUCGUGACCAUAGCCAGCAAACAGUUACAUCCAGAAACCCUUUAUACUUUCACCCUGACCGUAACUAAGGCGGGAAGGACAGCGGUAUCCGUCACGCAGACAGUGAGUGUGUGCGAAGCAGCCCAACUUGCUGUAUUUGUGGAGUGUGUUUCCUGCCCAGGCCACGCCCCCCUCAUCCUGUCCGGCCAUUGCGGAGAGUGUGACGAGCGAGCUCAGCACAGUUGGAGCGCCCAGGAUGGCGAGUCAGGCGCGACACUCGACCUGCUCCAGGCCGCCACGUCUACAGGAAGAGGCUCCGCAUCCAGACUGGUGUUGCGUCGGCACGCUCUUCUUCCGGGGAACGUUUAUACCUUCACUCUUAAUGUGAGUGUGGCUGGAAGGUGGGGCAGUGCCAGUCAGACGCUUGUACUCAAUCAAGCCCCUUCUGGGGGUGUGUGCCAACUGGAGGCCGAGUCCCGCGUCCACCCGCUGGGGACGGUGGUUGGCUUCAACUGCUCGGGAUGGAGAGAUGAAGGCAACCCAUCCUCUGAGCUCAUCUAUACCUUCCAGGUUGCACCGUGCCGUCCCGUCAUGUGCCCUCUUCUAACUCUUUACAGGGGCACUCAAGCCACGUUCAGCAGCCCGGUUCCAGCGGGGAGUCGCGUACGAGGGCAAAACAAGUCCGUGAUCACAGUUACUUUGCUCAUCGAAGACAAUUUGGGCUCAAGCGUGGUUGCUCUUAACAGAACGCUGAGCGUCCAGUCUCACGUCAACACCAGCGAGUGGCUGGGAACAAAGAGUCAGAAAGAUAUGUGGGCCUUAGUCCAACAUGGCAACCCUCAGGAAAUCAUCCCAUAUUCCAUUGCGCUCACCAGUCAGCUCAACCAGAUGGAGUCGGGACCAAAUAGCAGAGAGCUCCCAAUGAAGAAGGAGAUAAGAGAAAAUGUGACCAGAGCUUUGGUCUCCCUUCCCAUUUCCUCCAUGAUGGAUGUUGAUCAAAUCAGCUCAGCUCUAGCCCAGUCCACUGCUUUUCCUGACGAGUUCACGUGUGCAAAGUGUCAGGAGAAGGUUCUGGAAGCUGCUGAGAAGAUGAUUGGUAUACUGGAGGAUCACAAACGCUCUGGUGGUGGCCGGCUUUCAGCAUUUGACACCGGGAGGAACAUCCUUAGCGUUGUAGGUAGCUCUCUGGCUUCAGCCUCAGCCUCAGGUUCCCAACACGACGACUCCGCAACUCAGCAGUUCCUCUCGGCGCUUAGCCAAGCAGGAGCCUUAAUGCGCUCCCUGAUGCGCUCCCCCGAUCCUUGGGAGAUGCCCCUUUCGUUGGUCACACCUUAUAUCAGUGCGAGUGGUUUCUACGGCGACCCCGCCGAGCUUCUCUGCUCCGUGCGGUCCGAGCAACCUUCCAGGCUUCCUUCAACUCGGCCGCCGUGCCCGUUUCAAAUUCCAACCUCACUCAGCACUCACCUUAAGAGUCAACGUUCAGAGCUGGUGCAGGUGCUUUUAGCUCUGGAUGCAUCUCAUUCUCUGCUAGCUGCAGCGGCCCCUCCAAUUUCCACCGCUCUGGUCGCCAUGGAGAUCAGCACCCCUGAGGGCGAGCCGCUAGCCGUCCAGGAUCUGGAGCCGGAGCAGGCUAUUCGAGUCACCCUGCUGCGUAGCAAUGGCGGGCUACCCACCGAGAUGAGAAGUUCGGAUGAGAGCGCGGACGGACACGCUAACGGUACAUGUCCGACUGUUCCGCUUCCGCUCGAGGGCCGUCUGAACUUCACAAUACAAAGGGUGGCUGGCCUGGCUGAAAAUGCAGGUUUAUACAUCUCCUUCAACUUCAGCCUGUUAGCAGGAGUUCCCCCUUCCGAGACUGUGGGCCGUGUUCAAAUGGAAAUAACAAAUGGAUUUCAGGAUUCCUUCACUGAAGAGUGGCUUAUCGAUCAUUCGCCUUUGAAUACCUUCACUGAGAAAACCGUAUUUCUUUCUCCGCUUUUCAAUGACACAGCAAAGACUCUGCGUGUCAGUCUGAGCUCCUUUGUGGAAGGCGCUCCCGUUGCGGUGUCCUUAUGUGUCUUCAGCUCUCUGUGCCAGUACUUCAGCCUCAAGGAGAUGACUUGGAGUAGUGAGGGGCUCAAGUCGCUGGAGGGCACCACACUCCAAACGGUGCAUUGCCUGACGCACCACCUUACCAUGUUCGGGGCCUCUUUGUUUCUUCAUCCCGGGGCUGUUGUGCUACUGCCGCCUGCAAGCGGUCCCGGCCUUAAUGCGGUGGUGGGGAUUGUAUGCGUGGCUCUGCUCCUGCUUCACCUGCUGGUGGGACUCAUUGCCCAUAAAAUGGACCUCCUGGACAGCCUGAGAGCGAGCCAAGUGCCCCUGUGCGGUCCAGCCGGACUCUAUCAAUACAGAGUGCUGGUCAAGACGGGCUGGAGGCGUGGAGCAGGCACCACGGCGCACGUCGCCAUCGCUUUGUACGGCGUCAACAAGAGCGGCCCCCGUCAUCUGCAAAGGCCUGGCGCUUUUCAACGUGGCAGCCUGGACCACUUUCACUUGGAAACCGACGUCAGCUUAGGGGAACUUUGGAAAAUUCGCAUCUGGCAUGACAACACAGGCUCGGAUCCAUCCUGGUAUGUUCAACACGUGGUUGUCUGGGACCCCGUAACAGACCACAUGUUCUUCUUCUUAGUCGAUGAUUGGCUCUCUGUGGAAAAUCCAAAGAAUGGGACGGUGGAGAAAGAAAUCCUGGCCUCAUGUCCUGAAGAGCUUUCCCAAUUUUGGCGAAUCCUGCGCUCGCAGUUGCUUUUUGGAAUGGUGGAGCGCCACCUGUGGCUGUCGCUAUGGCAACGCCCCAUCCACAGUCUUUUUCCUCGAGCGCAGAGAGUUACCUGUAGCGCUCUGACGCUGCAUCUCUACCUGGCAUCGGGCGCGCUGUGGUACGGGGCCGUGGCUUCCCAGGGGCACAGUGGGCCAGUGUCAGCCAAAGUGCCGGUCACGAUGGAAACGCUUGCUGUGGGAAUGGCGGUUGCAGUUGCGCUCUUUCCGCUCCAGUGUUUCAUCUGCUUUUUGUUUGGAAAAAGCCACAAUCAGGUCUUUGUGGACACGUCACUUCCUCCUUCCCCGGUUUGUCAUUCCGUGGAGAUGGACGUCCACCUCGGCCGAUCGCAACUUUCCGGGCCGUCUUUCUUAUCCUUAUUUGGAGCCUCCAGCCGACUUCAAGAUAGUCCCUCAUCCUUAUUGGAGAGCAAAGCUUUUGACUCGAGCAUGGUGGAGUUCUGGGCCGCUUCCGGUUUGGUGCCCCAGAGCGACGAGGCCGACGACACGUGCCAGGAGGAGACUGCGGCUUCCUGGGCUUCGUGCGACAGUCUGCUCACAGAGCCCCCCGAGGAUUUGGACCAAUGCGAGGCCUCGCUUGCUUUGCGCGCAACAGGCCAGCUGAGGAGGAAAAAAGCUCACGUGCAGCUCCACCUGACCCCCGCUGGGCAAAAGGAUCAAGAAAGUGCCAAAACCUGUUGGACUCUGUCUGAGGAGAAUCUCCUGAUGUCAAUCGAAGAAGCGGCAACAGACGACACUUUGCGUUUGGCCCAAAACAACUCAGACAGCGGGCGGGACUCGCCUACGACAAACUCCUCAUGCUCAAACACCCAGAGCACCUCCUGCAGCAGUUGGUCAGAUAACUCGGAUGAUAAAUACCUCCAUGAGGCAGAGCGGCUUCAAUUGGAGGCACAUUCAGCUCCUUCUCAAUGCCAGACAAAAGUCUUCAGAUGCCCAUCUGUACUUUCCGCGGACUCGGUGGCCAGCACCUUCCUGCCGAGUCCUUCUCCCGACUUGACGAGAUGUUCCUCCACCACACGCAUUGGCAUCGCUCGAGGUCGGCCCGGCUGGCUUUUUCCUCCCUGGAUGUUUUGCGUGAUCUACCCUCUGGUGGCCACGUUGACGGGAGCAUGUCUUGCUCUUGUCGCAAUCUACGGCCGCUUCUUCUCCAGAACAGUGGUCCUCAUGUGGCUCAUCUCCACACUCUCCGCCUUCCUCACGUCUCUUCUCCUGCUGGAACCUCUCAAGGUGUGCCUUCAAGCCUUGAUCUACACUGUCGUUUGGCGGCCCGUGGAUCCGGAAGUGGAGGACCAACUAGGCCUGGAGACCACCACCACCACCACCACCACCACCACCACCACCACCACGAGAGCAUUUGGAGAAGACGGCGGGAAGGUUCGACCGCCGUGCGGCUACGGACUGCUGCGGGCUAAAGAGGAAGCUCGGAAAGUCCGUGCGCUCGGCUCGCUUAUGAGGCAUUGCGUGUUCCAGCUGCUCUUUCUGUUGCUGGUGCUCAUGGUGAACUACCAGGACAGCGCGGAGAAAAGCCAAGGGAGGCUUUUGCGCUCUGCUGUCCGACGCCAGCUUCACAGGGCUCCCUCGGCGGGCCCGAGCUUAACAUUCAUCCGAAACUGCUUGGAUGCCGAGCGAUGGAUCAACGGCACCUUGGUGACCUACCUGCACCGAAACGCUCUCCUCCGUCUGGCGGGCUCGCCGCGGCUCCUCUACGCGCACUCAGGGGGUCAGGGGGAGGUCAUUCUGGGCAACUCUAGCGCGGCGACACAUCAAGUCCUGGCCGACCUUCGUACGGGAGGCUUUUGCAUUCAUCGGUUCCAAACACUCUUUGUGGAUUUGACACAGUACCACAGAGAGUCUGGUUUAUUUCUCUGUCUAUCCAUCCAACUGGAUUGGACGCAACAAUCCACCUCCUUCCUCUCCAUCUACCCGCUCCUCAUUCCAUCACGGCACGACGGCUUGGACCUCCAUCUGGUCCUAAUGCUUUUCCUUUUGGCCUGCGCUCUGCUCAUGUUGAUUGGGGAAUGUCGCUGGAUGGCGAGCGAGCGUGCGGCCUAUGUGCGCGGAGGCAAACACUGGCUGCAGCUCCUGUCGGUUGCCUUGUCGUUGGCGGCGAGCGUGCUUCACCUCUCUUUUCGCUCCCAGGCCGCUUCCUGUGUUUCCCAGCUGAAAUCCCAAGCUGAGCGUUUCAUCAACUUCCACGGCUGUGCUGAACUGGCUCAAAGGUCUUCUCAAUGUGCCGCUGUCUUACUCACUUUACUGGUCCUAAAGCUGUUGGGAACAUUACGAUUUGGACGCAGAUGGGUUGUGAUCAUCAGAGUGCUGAACAGAGCUUGGGAGGAGUUGUGGACCUUAAGUUUCCUCUCGCUGCUCCUGCUUUUGUUCAUGACCCAUCUCGGGAAUACGCUUUUCUCGCAGUCAGCCGAAGGCUUUUUGUCCACGCGUGACAUUUUGCCGUCGCUGAUGUCCGUUGUGCGCGGCGGCGGCCGCAUCGGUCUGCAAAGACUACGCAGGGUCCACCCAGUCCUCGGCCCUUUGUACGGAAUACUGCUGAUGGGGGCGAGUGUCUGGCUCUUGGCCAAACUCUUUGGGGCCGUCCUCAUUCGUGCGUACAGGGCUGAGAAAGCAGACAUUUAUCGUCCAACAACAGAACCUCAAGAUUAUGAGAUGGUGGACUUCUUCAUCAAGAGACUCAAGUUAUGGAUUGGACUCACCAAAGCCAAAGAAUUCAGGCACAGGGUGAAGUUCGACGGCAUGGACGUUCCUUCCAGAGCCUCCCAGGAAUCCCGCCUUUCCACUCUCUUUUCCUCCCUUCCAUCUUCUCAUUCACCGUCCACCAUUCCAUCUCCACGCCCUUUGUCCGUUCUAUCGGAGGACUCGACGCUUUCCGAAGCGGGAUUUGACGUCCGGCCCUUCCUGGAGCACCUGCUGCCGUGCGUAAACGCGUUGCUUUCUCAAUUGGAUCGGGUCACUCGGAUAAGUGAGGAUUCCAAGCGCCUGGAGAUUGAACUUGAAGACAUCCUGUCCAGGAGAACGAAAAGUCCAAUCAGUAACAAGGAGAAAUAUCAGGAGAGAUCAUCCAAUCCGGAGCCUGAUGGGAGAACUAGACGCAGGAGGACAGGUCUGCUUUACAGCAAUCGGCCAAGAUCCAUUACGCCAGUGUUCCCUUUCACUCCUUCCACAAUUCAGCGGCCUUCAGCGCCACCGGUCCACCUCUUCCCACGUACACGGAGCUCCUACUCAGAAUCCGGGUGGCCAUAUCCACUGUCGCGUAUGCCUCGUGACGCAACUGAAGCGCCGCCGCCGCCUAGGACAGGAAGCUCCAGUUUGCGUCCCAUCAAUUCUCCUGGUUUUCCCAAGAGGAGAGCGUGGCACUCUGGAAGUUCACACUCGGCCGAUGCAGCUCAAAGACUGUGGCUAAAACAAGGUGGAGUUGCACCAUAUGGGAAUUUUGCCUUGAGCGCUUUCGUCAGACCAAAUAGCGAAGAGGGCGGCGGGAGACGUAUUAGUGGAGGGGCGCCGAAAAAAAGGAAGGCUUGGAUCUCUGAGGGACCUUUGUGAACAUUUGUCCUUUCCAAUGACCUGGGUCUUUCUUUGAACAUCUCUAAUGGCUUUAUAGGACACCAUUUUCAAGAGGGUGUCGUGCAUUUCACGUUUGGAGAGAUUCCACGGCUAGGCAUACAAAUUCAUGCUGAGAAAAGACGAGAGAUAACAGGGUCUCAAAUUAGUAGCUUAUAUUUUGGCGGGAAUCUUUUCCCUUCUUCAGUAGCUUGCUUAACGCAUAUUUGCUCAUUUUUGCUAGCAUUCACUUAGUCAGACAAUAUUAAAAUAGGACAUGGAGUAAUACUGAAA